Messenger RNA from Salvia miltiorrhiza (redroot sage), 1408 nucleotides. RefSeq names its product remorin. The record is from RefSeq and is a predicted model, not a curated record. The transcript is spliced from 4 exons. Bases 372 to 1304 code for a protein of 310 amino acids. Lineage: Eukaryota; Viridiplantae; Streptophyta; Magnoliopsida; Lamiales; Lamiaceae.
CUUCCCAAGAUUCCAUAGUUGUAGCAAUCUAUGAAUUUUUUCACUGCUUUUGCCUGCUAUCCUUUUUACCUCACCAUGCAUAGUAUAUGCGAAUAUUAUACUAAUAUUAUUACUACUCCGUUUUUAUCAACCAUUCGGUCCGUCUCAACUUCUUCUGCUAACUCUUUUUAUGCUAAAAUGUGUUUCCUCAUUCAUGGUUUCGAGGCCUUCAUUCUCUGCACCCUUUGAUUGUGCUCAGCUCCUUCAAAACACAAAUUAAAUUGCAGAUAUUCAUCCUGAGAUCUGGAUCGUUUUCCUGAAAUGGGCAUUUGAUUUGAUAUAAAUUUAAUGUUGAAUUAGGACAUGAAGGGGUUUUGAUUCUUGGAUUGAGAAUGAGAUCCAUAGAGGAUAAGGGGUGCUUGACACAAGAAGUUGGAGGAGGUGGUAGUUGUAUGAGCUUCGAGUUCAAGAGCAAUGGCCUCACACUCAGUCGCAGUGCUUCCCAUACCUUAGGCAAACCCACCCCAUCCAAAUGGGACGACGCGCAGAAGUGGCUGGUGAAUCUGUCCAAGAAUCCCAGCAAGGCCUCUCCCCGCAACUCCAAUGCCGACGACCGCAGAUUGAUCGUGCCGCCGGUGCCCAAGAAGGACUACCCGAGUGGCGACGAGGACGACGCUGGUGCAGAUCAAUUUGAUGUGGAGACCAAGACUGUGGACUGUGAUGAGUCUGUGUGGAGGAUCAACAGGCCUUCCAAAUCGGUGGUUAGGUCCGUGUGUGUGAGGGAUAUGGGGACCGAGAUGACGCCCAUUGCGAGCCAGGAGCCGUCUCGCACGGCCACCCCCAUCAGGGCCACCACUCCGGCUGCCAGGAGCCCUGUUUCUUCGGGGACCUCCACUCCGGUCAGGUCUCACAGCGCUCUUCUUGUGUCUCCGGUGACCGCUACUGCUACGGAUGACUCGGAGACCACGGCUAAUCCUCUAGAAACCCGAGCAGCAGCUUGGGAUGAGGCCGAGCGUGCCAAGUACAUGGCUAGGUUUAAACGCGAAGAAGUGAAGAUUCAAGCAUGGGAGAAUCAUGAGAAGAGGAAAGCUGAAAUGCAGAUGCGGAAAGUAGAGGUGAAAGCUGAGAGGCUAAAGUCUCGAGCGCAGGAGAAGUAUAGCAACAAAUUGGCAGCGAGUCGAAGGAUAGCAGAGGAGAAGCGGGCGAAUGCAGAGGCGGAGCUGAACGAGAAGGCCGUCAAGACUUCUCAACGGGCGGACUAUAUAAGAAGGACGGGGCAUCUGCCCUCGUCCUUCUCCUUCAAGCUGCCUUCCUUGUGCUGGUAGCACAACACCAUUUGUAUCUACUUUUAUAAGAUAACAUAGCAUAAGAUGUUUCACACUUUAAACUCUACUUAAUACUAUACAACUCUCUCUGUUUCUUGCAAGCA